Molecule: messenger RNA, 438 nt
Organism: Gordionus sp. m RMFG-2023
Lineage: Eukaryota; Metazoa; Nematomorpha; Gordioida; Chordodea; Parachordodidae
Exons: 2
Coding region: 1-438 (145 amino acids)
Source: RefSeq, a predicted model, not a curated record
AUGAAGGGCACAAAUGAAAAUAUGAAAAUGAAAGCUAGGACGUUCCCUCCAAGCGACGCGCAGGAUGUAGACCUUUAUCCUGCGAAAAGAAAAAUAAAGGUCAAAGCAAAGAAGACAAGGUUAGCAAGUUUGAAUAUUGGUACACUUAAAGACUGCAAAGUCAUCCCAGGAGAAGAUAUUGCCGCGCAACACAAGCUACUAGUCAUGGAUUUACACAUCACAAAUAAAUCCAUUCAAAACAAGACAAAACUUGAACAAUGCAUCAAAUGGGGUAGAUUAAAAACAGAUGCCUUUGCAAUCAAUGCAAACAUUAAAACAAUAGAUUCCUCACAAGUCAGUGAAAAAAUGUGGACAGACCUUUUAUCCAAACUAAUAGACACUGCCAAAUCGACAUUAGGCUUGACAAAGGGAGGCAACAAAUCAUGCAAAGAACUAUAA